Messenger RNA from Brachypodium distachyon (stiff brome), 732 nucleotides. Its product is annotated as subtilisin-like protease SBT3.4. Lineage: Eukaryota; Viridiplantae; Streptophyta; Magnoliopsida; Poales; Poaceae. The transcript has 3 exons. The coding region runs from base 108 to 461 and encodes 117 amino acids. The record is from RefSeq and is a predicted model, not a curated record.
CUCCCCCUCGCUUCCUUCCCGCCACAAACAAGAAACAUACCCGGUGUCAAAGAAAAAGAAAACAAGAAACACACCCACUGCCACCAGCACUCUGUUCGUCGUCGAAGAUGAGGCACGCGAGCGCCACAGCGGCGGUCGCCCUUGCCUUGGCCCUCGUCCUCGCCGUCGCUGCCGCGUCCAGGGAGAAGAAGCACCUCGCCGAUGCCACCGCCUGCGUGUACGUCGUGAUGGUGAAGCCCCCCGCCGGCGGCGUCGACAUCACGGCGUACCAUAUUGACAUCCUCGCCACAGUGCUCGGCAGGGACAAGGCGAAGGAGGCGUUGGUCUACAGCUACAAGAGCGCCCUCAGUGGGUUCGCAGCGAAGCUCACGCCGGCGCAGGUCGCCGUGCUACAGAAGCACCCUAACGUCAUCCAGGCGCUACCUGAUAAGCAGUACUCCCUUCACGACAACCUCAACUGAACAAGAGCACUUGCUUGUCCUACAGGAGGAGUUAUCUGCAGUUCAGUGUUUGAGUAUGGAACAACAAAAACAAGGAUCUAAUCCGAUCCUUGGUGGUCUUUUACUGCAUACUUCAACUAGAUAAUAUAUAGCCAGUGUAGCGUGCGAAGUAAUUUAUCAAUGUUUUACUUGUACACUCGAAACCCAAAACUCUCUGCAUAUACUGAUCGAAAAGAAAUACUGUUGGCAGGUUUAUCCUCCGUGUUUGAGUAAAUUUCACUGUUUACCUUUA